AGCCUGCCGAUCGACGUGAAGAAGUGGAUUCGCUUCACCGUCCUCCAGUCCGCCACCGAUGAGCCGUCCUCAGCAGGCGAGAUCCAUCCAUUCGAGAGUGAGUUGCAGCCGUUGCCUUCCCCUCCCGAUGGCCUUUCCCGCUCCUCGUGCUCACUCGACCAGCCCUCCUGUCGGCACGCUCCUUACUCGCUCUCUGUUGGUCUGAUCCGCAACACUAUUGAGAGGGAGCAUCGACCCGACGACGUCGUCUUACCCGGUCCCUCGGAUCAGUUGAUCCAGUCGGACGAUCGUGCAUCCCGAGAUCCUCGUCGCAUCGGAGAACACUUGGAGCGCGGCACGAAACGAACCCGACGUGCACGUGCGAUCCACGAAGACACACGACAACCGUAUGGACACCCCUCCAGGCGCGUCUGCCGUCUCUUCUUGGUUGUCGAGGCCGCGAGGACGAACGGCAGAGAGCGGAGGACGGGGCGGGGCCACCGAGUGGCUGCGCCGCCGGAACCUCCCGACCGCGAGCGGCUCGCGCCGCUCCGCUCGCGACCGCCGUCCUCCGCUCCCUCCCGCAUGGCCCGCGAAUUCGACGACGUGGACUCCCCCCACAAAGCGAACUCCCUGCCCCUCCUCCACGGCGACUCCGCGGACGAGCGCCACCGCAAGCGCCACCGCCACCGCCACCCCAGCGGCCGGUCGCGGUCCCGCAACCGCUCGGGGGAGGUGGAAAAGCCCCCGAGCAAGACGAAUCGGUUGUUCGGUGCCGCUUCCAAUUCCCUCGUCUCCAUCCCCAACAAAAUCCACCUCUCCAUGCUCAACAGUGGGAUCCUUCCCGUUCCGAAAGCAGAGGAGAACCGGGCGAUCGCGGCGUUGACGAACAAGCCGGUGGAGGUGGAGAAUUUCCACAAGUACGUGGCUCAGAGGCGCAAGUACCCCGUCCUUCUCAAGGUCGAGUUCCAGUGCAGUAUCCCCAGGCAAGUACGGGUAGACAUAUCUUGGCAGCAGAUGAGAAAGCGAGGGGUGAGAGAGAAAGAGGGAACGAUCGCUCAUCGUCUGCUGGUCUUUCAGGUCCCGUCGUAA
Molecule: messenger RNA, 1071 nt
Organism: Darwinula stevensoni
Lineage: Eukaryota; Metazoa; Arthropoda; Ostracoda; Podocopida; Darwinulidae
Source: the annotation of a GenBank genome assembly